AUGGCGCCAAAUAUCAGUCCCUGGCGCCAAAUAUCAGUCCCUGGUGCCAAAUAUCAGUCGUGGCGUCAAAUAUCAGUCUUGGCGUCAAAUAUCAGUCUUGGCGUCAAAUAUCAGUCGUGGCGUCAAAUAUCAGUCAUGGCGUCAAAUAUCAGUCGUGGCGCCAAAUAUCAGUCGUGGCGUCAAAUAUCAGUUCUGGCGCCAAAUAUCAGUUCUGGCGCCAAAUAUCAGUUCUGGCGCCAAAUAUCAGUUCUGGCGCCAAAUAUCAGUUCUGGCGCCAAAUAUCAAUCGUGGUGCCAAAUAUCAGUCCCUGGCGCCAAAUAUCAGUCGUGGCGCCAAAUAUCAGUCGUGGUGCCAAAUAUCAGUCCUGGCGCCAAAUAUCAGUCCUGGCGCCAAAUAUCAGUCCUGGCGCCAAAUAUCAGUCGUGGCGUCAAAUAUCAGUCAUGGCGUCAAAUAUCAGUCGUGGCGCCAAAUAUCAGUCGUGGCGUCAAAUAUCAAUUCUGGCGCCAAAUAUCAGUUCUGGCCCCAAAUAUCAGUUCUGGCGCCAAAUAUCAGUUCUGGCGCCAAAUAUCAGUCGUGGUGCCAAAUAUCAGUCGUGGUGCCAAAUAUCAUUCCUGGCGCCAAAUAUCAGUCGUGGCGCCAAAUAUCAGUCGUGGCGCCAAAUAUCAGUCGUGGCGCCAAAUAUCAGUCGUGGCGCCAAAUAUCAGUCCUGGCGCCAAAUAUCAGUCCCUGGCGCCAAAUACCAGUCAUGGCGCCAAAUAUCAGUCGUGGCGCCAAAUAUCAGUCCUGGUGCCAAAUAUCAGCCGUGGCGCCAAAUAUCAGUCCUGGCGCCAAAUAUCAGUCGUGGCACCAAAUAUCAGUCCUGGCGCCAAAUAUCAGUCCUGGCGCCAAAUAUCAGUCGUGGUGUCAAAUAUCAGUCGUGGUGUCAAAUAUCAGUCGUGGUGUCAAAUAUCAGUUGUGGUGCCAAAUAUCAGUCCCUGGCGUCAAAUAUCAGUCGUGGUGUCAAAUAUCAGUUGUGGUGCCAAAUAUCAGUCAUAG
Procambarus clarkii (red swamp crayfish) is the source of this 1035-nucleotide messenger RNA. Lineage: Eukaryota; Metazoa; Arthropoda; Malacostraca; Decapoda; Cambaridae. The record is from RefSeq and is a predicted model, not a curated record.